Protopterus annectens (West African lungfish) is the source of this 5229-nucleotide messenger RNA. RefSeq names its product protein kinase C and casein kinase substrate in neurons 3 (gene PACSIN3). The coding region runs from base 44 to 1420 and encodes 458 amino acids. The transcript has 10 exons. Lineage: Eukaryota; Metazoa; Chordata; Ceratodontiformes; Protopteridae. Gene Ontology annotation, cellular component: endosome; cytoplasm; plasma membrane. Gene Ontology annotation, molecular function: phospholipid binding; protein binding. Gene Ontology annotation, biological process: regulation of endocytosis; cytoskeleton organization; plasma membrane tubulation. The record is from RefSeq and is a predicted model, not a curated record.
ACUAAAAGUUGUCAAAAUUCUGUGCUGCAAGGACAAAGCUGUGAUGACUACAUCAAAUGAUGACGAGUUGGCUGGAGAGAGCUUGGGUGAUAGCUUUUGGGAGCCAGGAAAUUACAAGCGGACUGUUAAAAGAGUUGAUGAUGGAUACAAGCUGUGCAAUGAACUGAUCUCCUGCUUUCAGGAGAGGGCAAAAAUAGAAAGAAGCUACUCCCAGCAGCUGACAGCGUGGUCUCAAAAGUGGAGGAGCACAAUUGAAAAAGGGCCACAGUAUGGCACACUGGAAAAGGCAUGGCAUGCUUUCAUGUUGGCAGCAGACCGGUUAAGUGAAAUUCACCAAGAGUUAAGGAACCAUUUGGUUAAUGACGACAGCGAGAACAUUCGGUCAUGGCAGAAGGAUGCCUAUCACAAACAGAUGAUUGGAGGGUUUCGUGAGACAAAAGAUGCAGAAGAUGGCUUCCGUAAAGCACAGAAACCCUGGGUUAAAAAAUUAAAAGAUGUAGAAGUUGCUAAGAAGAGUUACCACACAGCACGUAAGGAGGAAAGAACUGCACAGACACGGGAAAAUCAUGCAAAGGCAGAUUCCAGUGUGUCACAAGAACAGAUACGUAAACUGGAAGAAAGAGUGGAGAGAUGUACACAAGAAGCAGAGAAGACAAAAGAUCGGUAUGAGAAGGCCUUGGAAGAGCUGAACCGAUAUAACCCAAGGUACAUGGAGGACAUGGAACAAGUAUUUGAGACCUGCCAAGAGGCAGAACAGAAGAGACUCCAGUUCUUCAAGGGGGUUUUGCUAGACAUUCAUAAGCAUCUUGACCUCACUAGCCGUGAAGACUUCCGUACACUGUAUCGAGACCUUCUCCAAAGUAUCUCAACUGCCAAUGACCAAGAAGAUCUGAAGUGGUGGAAAAACACACACGGACCUGGAAUGGGAAUGAACUGGCCACACUUUGAGGAGUGGUCUCCUGAAGUGCAACACUCAAUUAGUCGAAAGGAGAGGAGCAACAGAAAUGAAGGUGUGACACUAACAAACAUUGCAGCAUCACAAGAUGGAGUUCCUCAGCCAACUCCUCCUCAGCAACAGUCAAGAUUCGAGGGACAUGAUGACAUUUCUUUAUAUGAAAGUGUGGCAGACAGUCAAGAUCAUAACAGAGGCAGAGACUACUCAUCCGACUGGUCAGAUGAUGAUAGCCCCAAGAAGUACAUCGCCACAAAUGGUCAUGAUGAAGAUGUAAAGGUACCCGGUGUGCGCGUCAGAGCAUUGUAUGAUUACACGGGUCAGGAGGCAGAUGAGCUGAGCUUUAAAGCAGGAGACAAAUUAAUGAAAAUUGGAGAGGAGGAUGAUCAAGGAUGGUGUAAAGGGCGACUCGAUGAUGGGCAGGUUGGACUUUAUCCUGCUAAUUAUGUUGAAGUUGUCGACUCAUGAUAAUUGAACCCUUUUCCAAUUCGGGAAGAUAGUUCCACUACCUUUGCUGAUGGACACUUUUAUCUGAGUGAUUGCCAGCAGUUUCACCUCCUUUGGACAGAACAUUGACCUUUUUCUUUAAAUUUAUAUAUGUCUUUAUGUAUAAUGUAAGAUUAUGUAUCUUAAUCUGUAUUUUAAUUUCUGGAGUCUUUAGACUGGUUGAUGCUUGGAAAAGUGCAGACUAAACCUAUAACACAAACUAACUUGCUCUCCAGCUUGGGUAGCUGUAGAACUUGUUUCCGUUUUUACUGCGAUUGCUGUCAUUUUCCUGUAUGAAAAGCUUAGAAACAGGUUUAAUUUUUUAGUACAUGCAUUAGGUACAUGCUGGCUAUUAAAAAAAAAAAAUUCAAAACUGCUAAGAUUCCAUUUUGAACAGUUUUGUACUGAUGCUAAGAUUCAACGGGUCAUUUUCUGGGGGGGUGGGAAUGGACAGCAGAGAUUGUGCUGCAACUCUGAAGAUUCCAGUCUGAUAUGAAACGAAUUCACUUUACAGCUUCAGUGGAAAUUGUUUGACUGCAGAUGCCUUCUAUUCUGAAAGUGUACAAUAUGCUCAUCCUGAUUAAUUUGCUAAGUAUUUGGCUUUAUCAGUCCAAGUCUGCUGCUAAUUAUUUUAUCCCAUAAAAGAAGCAUGUUGUCACUUUGUGGCAACAACGGGACAUUGUUGAGGAAAACACUAUAGCAAGACGUGUUGCUUUUGGAGAAAUCACAGUGGGAAAAUUAGUUUCCAUCACUGCAUUUCUCAGGAUUCUACAGGAUGACAGCUGUACUCUUCUACCUGCAGCUCAAGAUGAGUGUGCACGUUUAGCGGCCAUGCAAGCAGAAACUACAUGCAUGGUUUAAAUGCCCUUUUGUUGAUACUGAGAUGAAUCAUUGCAUGUAGCUGUGUUUUUGUGUAGUAAGAUAGAAUGAAGUGGAUUGAAAUGGAUUGUCAUAAUUAAGGACUCUGUGAAGUUUGCCUGGUUGCUAGUAGAAGGGAUGGAGGAAGCCGAUUGUAGAGGGACAUUCUGAGACCCUGAAUGUUUUCCCACCAACUUCUUGCCUAAGUAGUAGGUUGAAAUCAUUGUGCAUUUUACUUGAGCAAACUGCUUCAACGUACUGAGUAAGCUUUAUAUUCCACCAUUGUUAUUUCCAGCAGUACCACAUGUUGUGACAGUGGCUGAAUCAUAAACUAGAGAGUCUGAGGUUUGAAAUCCAUGAGCACUUAUCUUUUUUAUGACUAACCUUUCACUUGUCUGUUAAUUCCUUAAGUGAUUCAUUUCAUAAUUGUUGGGCAAGUACUCCAUUAGUUUAACCCAGAUGAUGUGAUUCACACACUAUUGCUAGAAGGUGUAGCAUUUCAAAUGAAAGAAAAAUAAAACUGUCAAAACAGCUGCUUAGCAGAACUAAAAAAAAAAAAAACUUCCACGAAAUGCCAUACCAGUGACCAUUUAUUGACAAACAGUUGCUGAGAAAUAUUUUUGUGGAAGUGGUUUCUUAAUCUAACUGUUUCAAAUUGGGAAGAAGUGAAACAUUGCAAGCAUUUUGGAAGUCAGGUAGUGCAUGACUUUCACAUGUUCCACCAUUGCAAAGCACUGCGGAGUUGGGAGACGAGCUUUUUGAUGGAGGGUUAAAGCCCUCUGUUGUACAGUGUUUCAGAUUCAUUGUUCUACACUAUCAGAUUAAGCAUUUUAGGAGAAGAGAAGCAUAUCCCAUCAUUUUUCUUGGCUUACUGUGUAGUACUGCCCAUACCUAGUAGUGAUGUUAACUGAAGCCUGCAGAUAGAGGGUUUGUGGCAGGUGGUGACUGCACAUCAUUUGUCACCAGCGCUAAGUUUUGAUGGGUUUGUGGCAGGUGAUGCUUGCAUAUCAUUAGUCACCAGCAUUAAGUUUUUAUGGGUUUGCGGAAGGUGAUGCUUGCACAUCAUUUGUCACCAUCACCAAGUUUUGAUGGAUUGUGGCAGAUAACACUUGCACAUCAUUUGUCACCAGUACUAAGUUUUGAUCUGUUUGGCUCGUGAUUUACAUUGCACGAUACGUCAGCUUGACAUGUGUAAACUGCAGUUUUAUUCAGUAAUAUUUGUUACACACAUAUUCGGACUGAAGGGCAGCCAUUUCAUAUGUUUUAUAAUAUUCUAUGCAUGACUGAGAAGCCUGCAGUUAGCCUCAAAGUAUUCUUUGUUUGUUUUUUUCUCCGAGUAUAUCCCAUGUUCCAAUUGAUUGCACAUAAUCUGUUUGCUAGAGUGCUUCUUUAAAUUAAAAAAAAUUGAAAUAAUAUUAAUCUGCUUUACUGGGACUGUCCAGGGUGCUUUGCCCCUUUUAUUCCUCUUAUUUAUAAGCAAGGGAGUGGCAACUUCCCCAUCUAUUAAUGGAAGUAUGGUUCACUUGCUUGUCCAUCACUGGAUAAUUUGCCUUUCUGCAGUCAUGUGUUUGUGACUCAGCAUGAAAGUUCAUCUGCUGGAUUUCAGUCCUUCAGCUUUCACCUUCAUCCACUCAUCCCUUUGGAAGAUUGACAUGACUUAAAUGUCUGGUAUCCAUCCGUUGUUUAGGCGCUGUUUUAAUGUGUGAUGAUGCUGUGAAUUAAAUCCACUGAAAGCCACUUUAAUACCAGUGGAAUUUGCCCUUGACCCAACUGUUAUGCAAGCAUGGAGUUGGUGUAUAUUUUAGAGUAUGGGAUAGAGUACAUAGGGUUUUCCCCUUGCAGAAGUCAUCUGUGGUUCACUGAAAGUGGUUUCCUGGCAUGACAGUUCUUUUGGUGGAUGAUUCUGCCUGUCUAGAAUCUUCUGUCUGUACCUCUUGUAUACUAAUCAGAGGCUCUAAGUAAUUUGAGUUUUGUACUACCGGUCCAUCUAAAAGCAGCGAGUGAAGUCUGCAGUCUUCAAGCUAUAGUGAUUUUGACACUUUUCCUCUUCCAAAAGUAAGAGCUUGCAACUUUGUAUAGUUUUUGGCAAUGACUACAUUACAGCACCGGCUACUAAGGCAGAUGCAUGUGUGAUUUCUUAGUCAGAUUUGAACUAGUAAACUAGCAGAGAUGAAAAUAUUUUAUCCCUGUUUCCAAAGUGUACAUUAAAGUAUCUUCAGUCUGCUGGAAACCAUCUUUCAGCUAACUUAGCCACUAACAUUUUAUGUUCCUGACUUUGUGGGUGGUCUACAAGUCCCUGAUGUUUUUUUCAUUCUUUUUGUAUAUAUAAUAUACAUUUUAUCUUUGAUAUAUUUGCUUUUAUAUAACUGCUGUGGAAAUUACUAUUGCUGACAAGUUAGUGUUUUUUUCAACCAGGAAAAAUAAGUGAAGUUUUAAGCUGCUUAUCAGACUGAGACAGGAGCUGCAUGUUCCAUAGCCAUUAGAUUUUCCAUCUGCUGUGUGGGCUGUCAGAAAAGCCACAUUAAAACCUGGGAAUAUGCAGCUUAUAGAUGGUAUUCUAGUUUGUAAAGUAAAUGGUAGCUUUAAGUACACAAUUGUGUGUGUGUGUGUGUGUGUGUGUAUGUAUAUAUAUAUAUAUAUAUAUAUAUAUAUAUAUAUAUAUAUAUAUAUAUAUAUAUAUACAUACAUACAUACAAAGAGAGAGAGAGAUUGCCCUCUAUACUGCUCAUUUCAGUCAUAGGGUUACUAAUGCAUUUUAAGGUAUUAGCAGAGUUAUGUACAUACAAAAAAAUCAUAAAAUCAGUACUGCAUGAUCAAAGACUUGAUAUCUUUUUUUUGUACAAAGUAUUUUUCAGAUUGCACAUUGCAUUUUAAAUGAAGAUUGGUUUUGAAUAUUAUUAAAACUAUAAUAAAAAUCUGUGUACACAACAAAA